Messenger RNA from Cucurbita maxima (winter squash), 7408 nucleotides. RefSeq lists its product as uncharacterized. The transcript has 17 exons. Lineage: Eukaryota; Viridiplantae; Streptophyta; Magnoliopsida; Cucurbitales; Cucurbitaceae. The record is from RefSeq and is a predicted model, not a curated record. The coding region runs from base 400 to 7107 and encodes 2235 amino acids.
AGAAAAAAGGGUCGCAACGCUUUCCUUCUUUUCGUCUCUCUCUCUCUAGCUCUCAAUUUCUCUCUCCUCUGUUUGUUCGUCUUCAUCUCACUCUUGUGACAUCAGUUCUCACCGUUGAUUUUCGGAACCCUAAUUUUGAUGCUCGGACAAGCUCUUAUUCAGUCAAUUGGAUUUCUUGCUGAAUGCAGUUAGGGCUUUCUUGUUCUCUGUUUGAGGAGUUAUUGUUGCGGCUGCUUAUACUUUGUUGUUCGGUCGAGACUCACUGAAGGUUAGGGUUUUUGUUUGAAGCAGUAGAUGACUGCGAGACAAGGGAAUAGCUGAGAUCAAACGGGUUGGUUUUCAUCACCGGAUGGAGGGAGGUAGCGUCUCUACACUUACUUCUUCUGCAGAGAUAAACCCAUGGAUUAUGACGACAAUGACUUUCAAAGCCAGAAUCUUCAUUUAGCUGGUGAAGGAAGUGCCAAAUUUCCUCCUGUUCUUCGGCAAUAUGCUCUCCCAAAGUUUGAUUUUGAUGAUACCCUUCAAGGGCAUGUAAGAUUUGAUAGCUUGGUUGAACCUGAGGUCUUCUUAGGUAUUGAGAACAACGAAGAUAAUCAGUGGAUUGAAGAUUAUUCUCGUGGAAGUAGUGGAAUAGGGUUUAGUUCUUGUGCAGCAGAAUCUUGUUCUAUAUUGAGACGGAAAAAUGUUUGGUCUGAGGCCACUUCCUCUGAAUCUGUUGAAAUGUUAUUGAAAUCCGUUGGGCAGGAAGAUAUCAAUCUGGCACCAACAGUUACCGGGAAGUCAAAUGCUCGUGAAAAAUUGGACUACUUAACAAAUCCAAUGGACCCUACUUUAAAAGAUGACGGUAGUAGUUUCUGUGAAAUGGGCGAUUUACCAGAUAUAAGUCUUGAGGAAUUUCAUGUUGUUAAUGAGGACAUAGGAGGGGAGCAACAACAGCUUCAAAGGAUUGAUCCUACUGAGUUUGAAGAGACUCAGACUGUUGAUAGAAGUUUAGGCAAGGUUGAUCCUGGUGUCGCUCAUGAACUUGUAGACGUGCCAGAAAGUGAGGGAAGUCCUGGUAUUGAUGAAAACAGUAAGCAAACAUGUCCAAGUACAACCGAUACUUCAGCUGCCAUAUCCUUGGAAGAUAAAGGGCAAGAUGGUUUUUCUGAUUCAGGAAAGCAUAUAAAUGAUUUGGUUACGUGCACGCAUGAAGGCAGUGAAAAGUUGAGCAACCAGAAGAUUGAACAGAAAAUAAAAGAUCUGUGUGAGAAUCCAGUUAAUAAAUAUAUUGAGAAUACUGACCAAGUGGUCAAUUCACACGAGUUGAGUAAAGAUGACCAAAGCCCUCUUUUAUCACCCUCAGUUGCUACAGAAAGUUUGGUGAUCGAUUCUAGUAUUGCUAAUUUGCAGUCCCAUGCAAGUAUGACCUUGAAGGGGGAUUGUGUAUUCCAUUCAGGUAGUGGUGAGGUUACGUCGGAAGUUCCUGCUGAAAGUGGCAAGUUUGAUGAUAAGGUCUUGUGUACAAAUGUGGAGAUUGGGAAUCCGUCUGAAGCAAACAUGCAUGAGGUAUUACCUACGGUUAUUAAAGGUGAGGCUAGAUCUGAGGCGUGUGCAGGUGAGGCGAGAAACGUUAAUGCUGAAGUUUGUGCUUUUCAAGGGCCUAAGAGUGAUUCAGUUGAGCAGAUGGCUUGUGCACAGGAAAUAAUUGUUGAAGAUCAGCAGCAUUUUCCCUCGGGCAUUGAGAUACAAACUAGUAAGUCUGAGUAUUCUGCAUCUGCUAUGGAGGAAAAUGAUGCCUCCAAGGUUGGUGAAAGCAUCAGUGGUCAUAUCAGAGAUAUUCCUGAUAAAUUUCCUAAGGGUACACUUCCCUCGGAAGACUUGUAUUCUGAAGGCCAUUUGCCACCUACCACUGUGGCUGAGUCAACACAAUUAUGUGAAGAUAAUAAAUUGUGUCAGCCUGGUAAUGUCCUUGCUGAGCACGCCAGUGAAAAGGAAGGAGGGAUGUUGUCGUCUGAUUCACCCACCACUGUGGCUGAAUCAACACAAUUAUGUGAAGAUAAUAAAUUGUGUCAGCCUGGUAAUGUCCAUGCUGAGCACGCCGGUGGAAAGGAAGGAGGGAUGUUGUCGUCUGAUUCUCUUAGUGUGGAUGGCAAGAUUGCUGAGUCUCCUGUCGCAGAUAAGAGAAUCAUAUCCUUGUCUUUUCAAGAGAGUGGUGUAGAAAGUGGGAUGAUAAAUACAAAAUUAGAGUACAGUGCUAAUACCGGUGAUGAAUCAGUAUCGGUUUCUGCCUUCGACGACGUUACUGAGGCAGUAUGUGGUACAUCAGUGUCUUCCCUUGACGAUGCUACUGAGGCAGUAUGUGGCACAUCAGUUUCUACCUUUGAGGAUGUCAAUGUGAAAGCAUGUGGCACAUUACAGGGUGACUCCUUACCUCCAGUUGAUGCUUUGACAGACAGAAAAGACGCUGAUGACAAAGAGGACCAGUUGCAGCCUGCUCUGGUGGAGUUUACCCAAUCCGAUAGCAAAGAAGAAAGUGGUGUGAUGAUUCCUGCUGAAGGAAGACCUCCUCUGUUGGAUACUUCUCAACCUGUGGCGCUAUUUCAUCCUGUUUCUCAAGCUGAAAAAUCCGCUCAUGUCAUUACUGGCCAGGGAUUAGGUGAAAGUAUCGAUCAAUCUAUUUCAAAGGAUUUGAACACUGAGGGCUGCAACACAGAAAGCCAAUCUACACCUCAAGUAGACGUUCCUAAUAAUGUUAUCCAGGACUGCAGACAGGAAAUGGACGUUGAUCCAGCUUUUUCGAAGUCAACUGCAAAAGCAUGUGAUAACGGUGUUAAACAGUCAGAUGUAAAAGCUUUUCCGCUUGAUGCGUUGUCUUUAACUCCACUGCCAGGGGAAACACUUGAUAAUUAUCAGAAAGAUCAGGAAAGUUCUAAAGUUGUUUCAGAAUCUGUGGGAAAUAAUUGUCAGCAGGCUAUUGCAGUGAGCACUGACAGUGAUGCUGGCAAAAAGGAAAGUGCAUUAUGCUAUGCAGCUGUUCCAGAAUCUCAUGAACUGACGUCUGUGAUGGGUAAUGGUAAUUCUACUGCUGAUAAGCCUCCUCCUAAUGUACCCGAUGUUGUCAAAACUACUGUGGUUGCUCUUGAUCCAGAUGAAAAAGAUUGCAAUAAGGGGCCAUUGAGUAAGAAUGUUGAAGCUGCAGAGCCCAAGGGUAGGCUGGUUGGCAAUGCAGCGUCUGGUUCCCAGUUACCCAAAGGAAAUGGUGCCUCUGAAAGUGAGACAGUUCUUACCUUUGAGUCCAGUUCAUUGGUAGAUCUGCCAAAAAGUGAUUCUGGCAAUCCAGUUGCAUCAGCAGCUAAUGCUUCUUCGGUCGUGGAGGGACCCCAAUCAUCUUCGGGCCGAUCCAAAUUGGACGCCAAGAGUGCUCAGGGUAUUUCACACAGUAGCCCUCAGGUGUCUGAGGUAAAAGUUUCACGUGCUCGUUCCAAGGGCACUCCUGAGCGUAAACCUAGGCGUGCUUCUGUCGUAGGAUUGGGGAAAGCGUCGUCUACAAAGGGAAAUUUGAAGAAAUCGGAGAAAGUAGAGAAGUCUAACAGUACACCCAUAAGCAAUCCUGGAGUUUUCCAGCUUGCACUGUCCAAUGAGAUGCAACAUCAUGGACAUGUGGAGUCCAGUGGUGCAAAACCAUUUGUCUUUAUUGGUGCUUCGACUUCAAGCAUUCCAGACUUGAACAAUUCUGCCUCCCCAUCUACAAUGUUUCAACAGCCUUUCACAGACUUGCAGCAAGUUCAAUUGCGUGCUCAGAUUUUUGUUUAUGGAGCUUUGAUUCAAGGUACAGCACCAGAUGAGGCGUACAUGUUGUCUGCAUUUGGAGGAACUGAUGGUGAAACAAACCUUUGGGAGAAUGCCUGGCGUAUGUGUGUAGACAGGUUUCAUGGAAAAAAAUCUCAGCCAGAGACACCAUCGCAAUCACAAUCUGGUAGUAGGGGUACUGAGCAAGCAAAUAAACAAAGUACACUACAAAGUAAAACUAUAUCUGCUUCAGUUAGUCGAGUUAGCAGUAAGAGUACAUCAACUGUGAUAAAUCCUAUGAUCCCUCUUUCCUCACCACUCUGGAGUAUUUCCACACCUUCCAAUGCUCUGCAAUCUAGUAUUAUGCCUCGAAGUCCAGUCAUAGACUAUCCACAAGCACUUACUCCGUUGCAUCCAUAUCAGACUCCUCCUGUCAGGAAUUUUAUUGGUCAUAAUCUUUCAUGGUUUUCUCAGGCUCCAUUCCACAGUACCUGGGUUGCUACUCAGACUUCGACACCUGACUCCAGUGCACGAUUUUCUGGUUUGCCAAUUACUGAGCCAGUUCAUUUAACACCGUUGAAGGAAUCAUCUGUGCCACAAUCCUCUGCCGUGAAGCCCUCUGGUUCUAUGGUUCACGGUGGAACUCCUGGUAAUGUAUUUCCUGGGGCUGCCCCCCUGCUUGAGUUAAAAAAGGCAUCAGCAACCACGGGGCAAAAUUCCACUGAAUCAAAAAUGAGAAGAAGAAAGAAGACUACAGUUUCUGAGGAUCCUGGCCUUAUAACUAUGCAGGUUCAACCUCAUUUAAAACCAGUUUCAGCUGUAGUUACACCUGCAAUUUCUACUCUUGCAACAUCUCCAUCUGUACAUCCUAAGGCAGUUUCUGAGAGUUUGAUUUUAUCAUCUCCUCCACUGUGUCCGACUACUCACCCAAUGACUGCAGAUCAAGAUUUGACAGGGAGAGCUAUGUUUUCAGAGGAAACACUCGGCAAGGUUAGGGAGGCUAAGCAACUGGCUGAGGAUGCUGCACUGUUUGCAUCUGAAGCUGUUAAACACAGUGCAGAAGUGUGGAGUCAAUUGAACAGGCAGAAGAAUUCAGAAUUAGUAUCAGACGUAGAAGCUAAACUAGCUUCAGCAGCUGUUGCUAUAGCAGCAGCUGCUACUGUUGCAAGGGCUGCGGCCGCUGCCGCUAGUGUGGCAUCAAAUGCUGCAUUUCAAGCAAAGUUGAUUGCUGAUGAGGCAUUGACUUCAUCUAGCCAUGAGGUUUCCUGUCCAGGCAAUGCAAUUUCUGUUCAUACUAGUGCUGUUGGUGUAGGGAAGGCCACUCCAGCCUCCAUCUUGAGGGGUGAAGAUGGAGGAAAUGGUUCCAGUUCUAUUAUUGUUGCCGCAAGGGAGGCAGCUAGAAAGAGGGUUGAAGCUGCAUCUGCAGCUUCUAAGCAUGCUGAAAAUGUAGAUGCCAUUGUCAAAGCUGCCGAACUGGCAGCAGCAGCUGUGUCACAAGCUGGAAAGUUAGUUGCUAUGGGCGAUCCUCCUCCCUUGAGUAAGUUAGUGGAAGCUGGUCCAGAGGGUUAUUGGAAAAGUCCUCAAGUAUCUUCUGAGGUGGUUAUGAGAUCAGACGAUAUUAAUGGAGGACGUUCCAAUUCAGCUAUUAAGCGUCAUAGAGAUGGAUUGUCAGGUAAGAAUGAAAUUCAGGUAAGUGCCAGUACCAAGUCAUCUAUUCCUGGAGAAAUUUCUAUGGGCGCUGUUGAGAACCAUCCCAGAUUGGUUGACGGCAUGACAAGUUGUGUAGCACCUCGUGAGAAGGAUCUGGGAGGACAGAAGGACCAAAUUGCUUCUGAUCUGACAAAAACCAUUGGUGUUGUUCCAGAAUCUGAAGUAGGAGAAAGAUCCUCCCAGGAUGAGUGUGAAAAGGCCAAGGAUUCAAGACAAAGUAGCAUCAGGGAAGGUUCCCAUGUUGAGGUUUUUAAGGAUGGGAAUGGAUUAAAAGCAUCUUGGUUCACAGCCGUUGUGCUGAGUUUGAAGGAAGGGCAAGCUUACGUGUCCUACACUGAACUUCAACCUGAAGAAGGGCCAGGUGAACUAAAGGAGUGGGUUGCACUCGAUGGUCAAGGGGGUAUGGCGCCGAGAAUACGAAUUUCUCGUCCUCUGACUACCUUGCAGAAUGAAGGAACAAGGAAGAGACGCCGUGCAGCUACUGGGGACUAUAUCUGGUCGGUUGGAGACAAAGUUGAUGCUUGGAUGCAGAAUAGCUGGCAUGAAGGAGUGGUCGUUGAGAAGGACGCAAAAGAGGAAGCAACAUAUAUUGUCCGCUUUCCAGAUCGAGGUGAAACGUCCACUAUCAAAGCUUGGAAUCUCCGACCAUCUCUUAUAUGGAAAGAUGGGGAAUGGUUUGAGUUGUCUGGCUCAUAUGCAAAUGAUUAUUCUCAUGAGAUUGUUGUACCUCAGGAAAAACGUAUGAAGUUGGGCAGUCCAGCUGUAGAGGUUAAAAGGAAGGAUAAAAUGCCAACGAUUGUGGAGGAUGUCGAGUUGGCGAAACCAGCGGACCAGAGUUCGCUUUUUUUAUCAGCAAAUGAGAAAGUAUUCAAUAUUGGUAGGAAUAUUCAAACUGAGAACAAGUCUAAUCCAUUAAAAACCGGUUGGACUGGUCUACAGAAGGGCACAUCGAGAGUGGUUAUUGGUGUUCCCAAGCCUGGAAAAAAGAGAAAAUUUAUGGAAGUGAGCAAACAUUAUGAUGCAGACACUCGAACUACUAAAGCAAAUGAUUCAACUAAGUUGGCUAAGUAUUUGAUGCCGCAAGGAUCUACAUCCAAAGGAUUAAAAAGAACUUCAAAAUAUGAAACGAAGGAAAAAUCUGCAAACGCUGUUAAACCCAUGGCUGUGAAGUCCGGAAAGCAACCAAGUAUGUCAGAUCAUGCAGUUAUUACCAAGGAUUCUGAAAGCCAGAACGAGAGCGCUUCGACGAAGAACAACCAAAUAGAUGUUCCUUCUUUCUGCAGCACUGAAGAAGCACCAGAGGGCUCGGUCGUAUUUCCUCCAGCACACGCUUCCAAGAAAACAUCCUCAUUUCACACGAAGCUGGAACGAGCAAAUAAAGGAAAACUUGCUCCUGCAGUGGGGAAAUUGGCAAAAAUCGAGGAUAAAGAGGUUUUCAAUGGGAAUCCUACCAAACCGAAUUCUAACGUUACUGAGCCACGUAGAUCCAACCGCCGUAUUCAGCCUACCUCUAGAUUAUUAGAGGGACUACAAAGCUCAUUGACAAUCUCGAAGAUUCCUUCUAUUUCACACGAUAAAGGUCAACGAAGCCAGAACAGGAAUGCAUCUAGAGGGAACAAAAUCUAAGCGGGGGCUUAUUGCGAACUUGGGGUUUUAGGCCCGGGAAGAAACAUCCUCUGCAGAUAAUUAAUGUGACUUAACAGUAGUUUUAUUGUUGUAUUUACUAUAUAGAUAAAUGUAGGAAAAAGGGAAACUCUUGCUUCCUUAGUUAUACUUCCUACAAGUUUAGCUUUAGUUGUUCAUAUUGAUUGAAGUUCCCUCACAUUCGUGUUCUCUCAAUCUCUUUCUCCUAUGCCAUAACAGGAUGUAUAUUGAAACUCUUCUUGUAGGUUGGUCUUGAAAUUCAAAAGAAGGUAGUUUGGUUAUC